ACUGUAGCAUUGCAAUUUAAAUCACUAAUCCAACAUUUCUGGUUGGGUUGAAACCAGUCAAUCCGGUUUACUUGAAACAGUUUUAGUGUUCAAACUACUAAUGUCAUUCCAAACACUUGAAGUUCGUAUUUUCUAAAGUUGAUUUCAUUCUCAUAUCGAAUAACGAUGCAUUCUACUACCAAGCUAUUUCGCCCAGCAUUUCUCGAAACAUUGUAGUUGUGUUCGUAAAACCACCGGAAAUACAUUCUAACGUGGGUAUGUUUACAGAGCGUAGCGGUAGGCAAUGUUGGCUGAAGUUGAUAGCAUUUAGCUGGAAAGUUAAAAGCUAAAAUUGCCAUCUAAGUAUGCAAAUAUAACGUUAUCCACUAUUGACAGUAAUGCUGAGAUGUGUCUAGUUUGUUUGUUAGUUAUGCUUCAGUAUAAAUAACAGACUACCAAGUUAGUUGAUUUUGUUAACAUCGCUAUCGCUACCUAUUCACUUAUAGCCUAACUUGCUAACAGUACAGAACAGCAGUUUACAACAGCUAGGUAUAGCCAGCUAGCGAAUGUACAAUUUGCCUUCUCCGGUGGGCUGGUGUCCUAAGUUAAAGUUAUUUUUUUCAUUUGGUAUAUUACUGUUGCCGUAUGUAAGUUACUUUACGUUUUACGUUUAAGUUAGCUAUAACUGAAAUAGAAAAUAACGUACCGGUUGCAAGUCCAUAUUCAACUUGGGUAAAUUACUUACAGAUAUAAACAUUAACCGUAGUGUUUACCAAGAUGGAUGUUAAGUGGGUUUGCUAGCUAAAGCUACAUUCUAAAUGAAUGUACUUUGGAAUGUGUUUGAUAUAUUAUCAGACAUGUCGCAGUUGAUUUUAGUUAUAUACACCUCAAAAUAUGUGGGACUUGUGUUGCUAUUGAAUAAAGUAACUAGCCAGCUAUCUGGAUAGUGAAGCGUGGUGAAUUUGGCUAGUUAGUUUUUGCUGAGUUAUUGAGGCAUCUGUUAUGAAACCAGGCCAGACAAAUAUUGAAGAAAAUUAGCGUUAGGCAGCUAACAUUACUUUGUACACAUUUCUAAAUUGUUGGCUGUUGAAAAAUGAGAAACAUCUAAUGUUUGAGAUAACAAGGAGAAAGCUACAGUUACUUAUUGAAACAACAGGUAGCUAAUGUGAGGCUAGAAUUAAGUGUACCACUGUGAUACAUCCCGAAAUUACAAUGGCAAGCGCUAUAGCAUCAAAAAUAGGACUGUACUCUUUGCGAAGAAAGCAAGCCAAGACAUUUAACGUUCAAAUAGCGACCAUGGACGCAGACAUGGAGUUCAGCUGCGAGGUGAAAUGGAAAGGGAAGGACCUUUUUGAUCGAGUUUGUAGGACCAUAGGCUUGAGGGAGACCUGGUUCUUUGGCCUCCAGUACAAUGUCAAAGACACCGUGGCCUGGCUCAAGAUGGAUAAAAAGGUCCUGGACCAUGACAUCCCUAAAGAAGAGCCCAUCCUGCUGUACUUCCUGGCCAAGUUUUACCCUGAGAACGCAGAGGAUGAGCUCGUUCAGGACAUCACCCAACACCUUUUCUUCCUGCAGGUGAAGAGGAAGAUCCUGGAGGAAGAGAUCUACUGUCCCCCUGAAGCAUCUGUGCUUCUAGCCUCCUACGCCGUCCAAGCAAAGUAUGGGGAUUAUGACCCUAAUGUUCACAAACCAGGCUUCCUGGCUCAAGAGGAACUUCUACCAAAGAGGGUGAUAAACCUUUACCAGAUGACACCUGAGAUGUGGGAAGAGAGGAUCACAGCAUGCUAUGCCGAACACCGUGGGAGAACAAGGGACGAAGCGGAGAUGGAGUACUUAAAGAUUGCUCAGGACCUGGAGAUGUAUGGGGUCAAUUACUUCUUCAUUAGGAAUAAAAAGGGAACCGACCUGUUGCUGGGUGUGGAUGCAGUGGGUUUGCAUAUCUAUGACCCAGACAACAGACUCACCCCCAAAAUCUCCUUCCUCUGGAACGAAAUCCGCAACAUCUCCUACAGUGAUAAAGAGUUUGCCAUUAAGCCCCUGGAUAAGAAGACCAACGUGUUCAAGUUCAACUCCACCAAACUCCGGGUGAACAAGCUGAUCCUGCAGCUGUGCAUUGGGAACCACGACCUGUUCAUGAGGAGGCGGCGGGUGGACUCCCUGGAGGUGCAGCAAAUGAAGGCGCAGGCGCGCGAGGAGAAGGCGCGCAAACAGAUGGAGCGUCAGCGUCUGGACCAUGAGAAGCAGCUGCGUGAGGAGGCGGAGCGUGCGCGCGACGAGCUGGAGAGACGCCUGAUGCAGCUGCAGGACGAGGCCCACAUGGCCAACGAGGCCCUGCUGCGCUCUGAGGAGACGGCGGACCUGCUGGCGGAGAAGGCCCAGAUCGCAGAGGAAGAGGCCAAGCUGCUGGCGCAGAAGGCAGCCGAGGCUGAGCAGGAGAUGCAGCGCAUCAAGGUGACGGCCAUCCGCACCGAGGAGGAGAGAAGGAUCAUGCAGCAGAAGAUGCUGGAGGCCGAGAUGCUGGCCCUCAAGAUGGCAGAGGAGUCGGACAGGAGGACCAAGGAGGCAGACCAGUUAAAGCAGGACUUACACAAGGCUCGAGAGUCAGAGCGGCGGGCCAAGAACAAGUUACUGGAGAUCACUAGCAAAUCUCCCUACACGCCCCCGCCCCCGUCUGCCAACGCCAUGCCCCCUGACAUCCCCAACUUCAACUUCAGCACGGAGAACCUCAGCUUCGACUUCAAAGACACCGACAUGAAACGCCUGUCAAUGGAGAUCGAGAAGGAGAAGGUGGAGUACAUGGAGAAGAGCAAGCACCUGCAGCUGCAGCUCAACGAGCUGAAGACGGAGAUCGAGUCGCUGAAGCUGCGGGAGCGCGAGACGCCUCUGGACAUCCUGCACAACGAGAACACUGAGAAGGGCACCAGCAAGCAGAGCAACUUCAAGAAGCUCACGUUACAAAGCACCAAAACCAGAGUGGCCUACUUUGAGGAGCUGUAGCGGUGGAGUGGAGUGACAUUGUCUGUGUACGUGCAUUCACAUAUCUGUGUGAAAAUGUGAGUGAGGGAAAGAGAUGCUGUGUGUGUGUGUGUGUGUGUGUGUGUGUGUGUGGCAUUGUGUUCCUUGGUAAACGGGCACAGACCUCCCACAGCACAGUCAUACAUUUUAGCAGGCUUUCAGGCCAACACUAAUAGGUAACACAAAACUGCCCUGAUGAGACACUGAGCGCCGACACUACCGCGUGAGCCACAGCCCUGAUGAAUGUCCGCUUCAGAGUUUACAUGCACCCAGCACACCUCGGUGCCCGCGCAAGAGAAAUUACUACUAGCCCCGGCAAAAGCCGUUCCAUUCCAUUACACACGGGCAAUGCACUAUGUUCCGUCCUCCCGGCACAGGCUGGGAGGCCGUCUGGUAAGCUAACUGUGAGGCACUCGGCUGCAUGGUGGCCACGCUGAAGAAGUUGGGUGUGUAACAUGUUUCCUUUGAGUGCAUCUAUUCUUUUUUUUUUUUUUUUUGCUCCCCCAGAAAAGGUGGAGCUUUGAUGGGUGGUUUGAGUUCUUGCCUUAAUAGUGGGGUUUACAAUACAGGGAAAGUGACUGUUUAUGUGUAAUGCUGUUGAUUUCUUGCUAAUGUAUCUUGGGAUGGCUGUGGUGAAAUCUUAAUCAUGUUUUUUUUUUUUUAUGAGGUUGAGGAUUUCUUGUUUUAAUUUAGUUUUGAUUAGUGUUCAUUACUUAAUGACUUUGUAACAGUUGAAGUGGUGUCUAGAAGACUUGUGUAUUAAAAAGAAAAGAACAUUGCUGUUGUUUUUUUUAGAUGAAUAAAUGGCCUUAAGAUCAA
Messenger RNA from Clupea harengus (Atlantic herring), 3813 nucleotides. It is a transcript of the gene nf2a, whose product is annotated as NF2, moesin-ezrin-radixin like (MERLIN) tumor suppressor a. NCBI's taxonomy places the organism in Eukaryota, Metazoa, Chordata, Actinopteri, Clupeiformes, Clupeidae. Gene Ontology annotation, cellular component: cytoskeleton. The record is from RefSeq and is a predicted model, not a curated record. Gene Ontology annotation, molecular function: actin binding.